Molecule: messenger RNA, 3254 nt
Organism: Archocentrus centrarchus (flier cichlid)
Lineage: Eukaryota; Metazoa; Chordata; Actinopteri; Cichliformes; Cichlidae
Gene: mib2
Product: MIB E3 ubiquitin protein ligase 2
Biological process (GO): protein ubiquitination
Cellular component (GO): cytoplasm
Molecular function (GO): protein binding; ubiquitin-protein transferase activity; zinc ion binding
Source: RefSeq, a predicted model, not a curated record
CGCACAAAGGACUAAAUGCUGGCUGCAUCCUCCAGUAGCAAGGCACUCUCCUCUUCCUCCUUCAGCUCUGAUCCUCUACAGCAGCCUGUUUGUCUGUACACUACAGCAGGAUGCUGUUUCUUCACCCCUGAUCUGUUCCCGGAAACAACCCUUGUGCCAUCCUUGCCAGCAGUACCAUCAGCACGAGCCGGCUGUGCACCUCAUAAGCACCGGAGGCGCAGCAGCAGCGGACGUGACAGUGUUGCCAGGCCUCCGACGUUGCCCUCAGCCUGUAGGCCAGGCCGCAAAAGAGGCAGCAUGGAGGUGGGCAUGCGUGUGGUGCGCGGCCUGGACUGGAAAUGGGGGAACCAAGAUGACGGCGAGGGCCACGUGGGCACUGUGGUGGAGAUUGGGCGUCAGGGCAGCACUACAACUCCUGACAAGACAGUGGUGGUGCAAUGGGACAGCGGCACACGAACCAACUAUCGUACUGGCUACCAGGGAGCCUAUGACCUGCUGCUUUAUGAUAAUGCUCAAAUUGGGGUGCGUCACUCCAAUAUCAUCUGUGACAGCUGCAAGAAGCAUGGAAUCAUGGGAAUGCGAUGGAAGUGCAAGGUGUGCUUCGACUACGACCUGUGCACUCAGUGUUACAUGAACAACAAGCACGACCUGAGCCACGCUUUCGAGCGUUACGAGACGGCGCACUCCCAGCCAGUGAGCUUGGCACCGAGGCAGAACCUCCCGCGGAUCAUCCUCAAAGGAAUCUUCCAGGGGGUUAAAGUGGUUCGUGGACCAGACUGGGACUGGGGCAACCAAGAUGGUGGGGAGGGUAAGGUUGGGAAGGUAGUGGACAUUCGUGGCUGGGACAACGAGUCUGGUCGCAGUGUGGCCAGUGUUACCUGGUCUAAUGGCACAACUAAUGUUUACCGAAUGGGCCACAAGGGCAAGGUAGACCUCAAGUAUGUGACAGACGGCCAAGGAGGCUUCUAUUACAAAGAUCACCUACCAAAGCUCGGAGAGCACGCAGAGCUGCAGCGCCAGGAGAGUGCAGACGGCCAUUCCUUCCAGCAGGGCGACAAGGUCAAAUGUCUCUUGGAGGUGGACAUCCUACGACAGAUGCAGGAGGGCCACGGAGGGUGGAACCCCAAAAUGGCAGAGUACAUUUGCCGGAUUGGGACAGUUCACAGAAUCACUGACCGAGGAGAUGUCAGAGUACAGUACAGCAACAAUAUCCGCUGGACUUUCCAUCCUGGGGCACUCACCAAGGUGAACACGUUUGGAGUUGGGGAAUUAGUGAGAGUAUUGGAGGACAUGGAGAGCGUGAAGAGACUGCAGGCUGGUCAUGGAGAAUGGACAGACAGCAUGACUCCUGUGCUGGGCCAGGUCGGCAAGGUGUUGAAAGUAUAUGCAGAUGGUGACCUACGGGUGGCAUUUGGAGGCCAGACAUGGACAUUUAACCCAGCGUGCCUCUCAGCCCAACCUGUGGAGGUGGAUGCCAACCUUAUGACAGCCGAGAACCCCAGCGAAUCUGGAAGCACUGUCAUCUCAGUGCUGGAGAAGCUGCUGUCUCAGUCCACAGAGCAAGACAAUCCCAGCCGGCUAGUCAUCGAGGCAGCGCACGGCAGUGCCAGUAAGGUGCGAGAGCUGGUGCAGAAGUAUCCUGACAAGGUGGAUAUCAAGAACCAAGGCAAGACUGCACUGCAGGUUGCUGCUCACCAAGGCCACAUGGAGGUGGUGAAGGCCCUGCUGCAGGCCAAUAGCUCAGUUGAGAUCAAAGAUGAAGAUGGAGACACAGCACUGCACUACACUGCUUUUGGCAAUCAGGCAGAGAUCGCGCGGCUGCUGUUGAGUAAAGGGGCAAACGUCAACCUCCUCAACAACUCCAUGUGCACGGCGCUCCACAUCGCCGUCAACAAGGGCUUCACUGACGUCGUGCGGGUGCUGACUGAACACUCUGCUGAUGUCAAUCUCCAGGAUUCAUACGGGGACACGCCACUGCAUGACGCCAUUGCUAAAGAUUUCCGAAAUAUCAUUGAGAUCCUGGCCGUGGUGCCCAAUAUUGAUUUCACCCAGCAGAACCACAGAGGGUUCAACCUGCUGCAUCAUGCUGCCCUCAAAGGAAACAAACUGGCCACAGAAAAGAUCCUGGCCCGAGCACGGCAGCUGGUCGACGUUAAAAAGGAGGACGGCUUCUCUGCGUUGCAUCUUGCCGCUCUCAACAACCACAAAGAUGUCGCAGAGAUCCUCGUCAAGGAGGGCCGCUGUGACAUCAACAUCCGCAAUAACCGCAACCAGACGCCGCUUCAGCUGGCGGUGACGCAGGGCCACACGGAGUUGGUGCAGCUGCUGGUGGAGGAGGGCGCCGAUGUCAACAUGGAGGAUGAGGACGGUGACACAGCCAUGCACGUGGCCCUCCUUCGCCCGCAGCUGGCCAACGUUGUGCUCAGCCCGUCCGUGGGAACCAGCAGCACAGAGGAGAGCAGCGACGGAUGUUCCUCCACAUCUCUGUACUGCAGGCUGAACUCCACAGGUCUUCUGGGGAGUGCUGAGCUGAGCAUAGGCACGGCGAUCGCCUGUUUUCUAGCGAUGGAAGGUGCUGACAUCAGCUAUGCCAACCACAAGGGCAAGAGUCCUCUGGACUUGGUGGCAGACAGCACCAUGCUGCAGCUCAUCAAGAGCUUUGCUGAGAAGCACAGGUUGCAACGCCUGCAGGCCAUCACAUGCGGACAGGGCCUGAGCAGCGCCAGCCUGCGGCGGGUCCACACGACGCCCAACACCAUGACCAACCUGGUUCUGCCAAUGCCGCCUGGGCCCAGCGAAUGCCUCAUCUGCUCCGAGCUGGCUCUUCUGGUUCUCUUCUGCCCCUGCCAGCACAGUGUGGCCUGCGAAGAGUGUGCGCAUCGGAUGAAAAAGUGCAUCAAAUGUCAGGUUACAAUCACCAAGAAAAUUAGGCAAGACCAAACGGAGGUGGACUGCAGCCCUGGCACUGAGAACUCGGAGCAGCACAACCUGCUCGAACAACUGCAGUCUCGCUACCGGCAGAUGGAGGAGCGGAUGACCUGUCCCAUCUGCAUCGACAACCACAUCAAGCUGGUCUUCCAGUGCGGACACGCCUCCUGCAUCGACUGCAGCGCCGCACUUAAGACCUGCCCAAUCUGCCGGCAGACCAUCCGCGAGCGGAUCCAGCUGUUUGUCUGAGCUUCUCUUUUCUCUCAGCUCUCAGAGGAUAGUGAAGGGGGGGGCUGGAGAGAAGCGAGGGUGGGGAUGGGUAGUGG